Molecule: messenger RNA, 1938 nt
Organism: Cicer arietinum (chickpea)
Lineage: Eukaryota; Viridiplantae; Streptophyta; Magnoliopsida; Fabales; Fabaceae
Source: RefSeq, a predicted model, not a curated record
UCUAUUGAUCCAUCUGUCUUCAGUUACAAAUAUUAACUCUUUUCUCACUUGUCACAUUGCAUGUGCAUGAAUAUCACCUUACUUACUCACAAAAUGUAUAUAUAGUAGGGAUAAGGAGGUUUGGUUUAGCUUAUGAUGUGAAUUUGUAUGAAAGAAUGCCAUUUGGUUUAAUACUGAUGAAGAUUUUAUGUUUUGGACCUUAGCUUAGUUUUUUUAUGAAUACUGAUUAAAAGAUAUAAUGACGUCGAUGAAAUCAUGGAGAUGGCUAAUGAGAAAAAAGAGUGGCUUGUCUGAUGGGGGUAAAUCAAGUUUCAAGAUGAAACAGCUGCCUUUUAUGGCAGUUGUUUGUACAGUAAUGUUGUUCAUUGUAUAUAGAACUACUAAGUAUCAGUAUCAUCAAGAAGAGAUUGACAAGAAAUGGAGUUUAUGGGGAAAAACCGAGGCAUAUUCUGCCACUUCUGUGAAAUUGAGAGGCUUGCCACGAGGUAUAAUACAAGAUAGUUCAGAUUUGGAGUUAAGGCCAUUGUGGUUGAGAAGUAAUUCGAGGUCAAAGUCUAGGGAUUAUUCUAACCGUAACUUGCUGGCAGUUCCAGUUGGUAUUAAACAAAAGCAUAAUGUCGAUGUCAUGGUGCAAAAGUUUCUUCGAGAAAAUUUUACAAUUAUUUUAUUCCAUUAUGAUGGGAAUGUGGAUGGAUGGUUGAGUCUUGACUGGAGUAGCAAAGCUAUACACAUUGUUGCUCAGAAUCAGACAAAGUGGUGGUUUGCCAAAAGAUUUUUGCAUCCGGAUAUAGUUUCUAUUUAUGAUUAUAUCUUUCUCUGGGAUGAGGAUUUAGGUGUGGAGCAUUUUUCUCCGUCAAGAUACGUUAAAAUUGUGAAGGAAGAAGGUUUGGAGAUAUCGCAACCAGCUCUUGACCCAAAUUCAACAGAGAUACAUCAUAGAAUUACAAUUAGAGCUAGAAACAAGCAAGUUCACAGAAGAGUUUAUGAACGUAGGGGAAGUACACGGUGUUCAGAUGCAAGUGAAGGGCCGCCAUGCACUGGGUUUGUUGAAGGUAUGGCUCCGGUUUUCUCUCGAUCUGCGUGGUAUUGUACAUGGCAUCUCAUACAGAAUGACCUUGUCCAUGGAUGGGGAAUGGAUAUGAAACUAGGAUAUUGUGCACAGGGCGAUCGAAGUAAAAAAGUAGGAGUUGUUGAUAGUCAAUAUGUUGUUCACAAGGGAAUACAAACUCUAGGUGGGAGUGAUGAUCAUGGUGCUACCAAGGUUACAAAACUUAAAAAGACAACUACGAAACAAGGUGGAGCACCAAUUGAUGUUCGAACUGAGAUACGAAGACAAUCAACAUGGGAACUCGAAGUCUUCAAAGAACGCUGGAAUCAAGCUAUUGCAAAGGACAGAUAUUGGGUUGAUCCAUUCAAGAGACACAUGAGAAGAUGGCGAGGCACUCACUAAGACUGAGUUUGCUUCCGCUAUAUAUUGCCUUCUCACCGUUCAUCCACGUGUGACCAACGCGAAUCCAAACAGAGGCUAACUCGGUUGGUCACACGAACCCAAGCAGAGGCUAACUGGGUUGCUUGCUCGGACACGUUAAAGCUUAUUUCACGGCAUUUACCUUAAUUUACAGCCAUAAUCUAGUUUUUGUAGCUAUGUGAGUUCUUAAUUCAUUCAUUUUUGAAAAUCACUUUUUUUUCUUUGUAUUCUUUUGUUUUAUGCUCCCUAUAUGUUCUUUUCUGCUUGGCACCUUUCUUUCCAUUCCCUUUUCUAGAAUAUGUGAUCACCCAAAAUACAAUUAUGAUAUGUGCAGCUUAGUAUAUUAUUAUAGAUAUAUGGUAUAUGUUCCACAUUUUUGAAGGUUAGGACAAUGUUGUUAAUAUGAGUGAGGUUUUAUGUACUGGAGUUGGUGGAUCUCAAUGGGAUGAGAUAUGGUGGUUAUUGAUUAA